This is a messenger RNA of Acanthochromis polyacanthus (spiny chromis), 2651 nucleotides long. It is a transcript of the gene nog2, whose product is annotated as noggin 2. The record is from RefSeq and is a predicted model, not a curated record. The coding region runs from base 1298 to 1933 and encodes 211 amino acids. Lineage: Eukaryota; Metazoa; Chordata; Actinopteri; Pomacentridae. Gene Ontology annotation, biological process: osteoblast differentiation; dorsal/ventral pattern formation; negative regulation of BMP signaling pathway. The transcript has a single exon.
GUCGGAGGGGGAUAUUUAACUUGGGACUGAGCACCACUCGCUACAGACACACUCACACACAGUGUGCCUAAGCAAAGAAAUGCUCCAGCGCCAAGUCUCUCAGACUCCUGAAGUAGGAGCGACUCAGUAGGAGCUUCUGUACCAGUUAUCAAAGGAGUGGAGACGCUCCCUCAGGAUUUGACCGCUUGCACCGACCGGGCAAAGAGAGAGAGAAAAAAAACUGAAAGAAAGAAAAAAUCCAGAUUAUGGACUGACUCGUCAUGCAGCGACUCUGCGAUCUGGAGCUUUUCUGAGAGGAUUCGGCAAUGAGAGGAACUCUGAACUAACAGCGGCUUUUCUUGCAGUCUGCAUUUGACAUGCACUGAAGCCUCCCUUUCAUCGAUUCUCUCAUCACAUGCACAGCCAAGAGUUCAGUGGGAAUAUCACACGCUGAGACUUUAUUUUUACGCCAAAAAAACACUAAAAUUUGGAACAUCCACUGGAGAGAUAAAUGGCUGUUCUUUUAAGUUGAAGCUGCUCCGUGUGCGUUUUUUGGGGGGACAUUUUCAGGAAAAGUGCACAUAUCGACGGCUGGAAUACCGACUGCAGUGACUUUUCUCCACUCAGUUCAUGGACUGUGCGCACUGGGACCUUGUCAAACCUGAGAGCGUCAGGCGACGUUAAGAGAAACCACGUUUAUAAAAGCCGUGCGUAAAAAUAACAUUGGCCAAGGCAGCCCCUCAUUGCCGGGCGCGUGACAUUUAAAACUUGGUGAAGUGCUCUUUUGUGCGCCCUGCUCUCUCUCGGGACGCUACGGAUCUAUUCUGUCUCUUUAGAAAACACUUCAUUCCAUGCAAGCCCUCGCCUCGGCCGCUGUCAUCCAGUGUAGACAGUUUGUCGUGGCUUCGAGUCCCCGGGGUAACCAUGACAACCGAAAGAAACCCAAAGUGAAUCCAAGGAGCGGGGUGAGGCAGGAGAGAGCGUGAAUAGGUUCUCCCCAUUUUGUUUUGUGCUUCUUUUUUUUCUUUUUUCUUUUUUUUUUUUAGUUUAGACUUUCUGUAAAGCGGCAGAGGCUCCGCAGAGUUUGUUGCAUCAACGGGCAAAUUUGCAAAUUUGAAGGAGCCCUUAAAAAAAGCAAAGCUCCAUGUCAUUCAAACCCGACGUGGUCUAUUAAAAGUAUCGCCUUGCUGGUGACUGAACUUCUACUAUUUAUGAAGCCCCGGGCAGGUCACUGCAGAGAACACAGCAACCGGGAAAAGAACUGAAUAUUAUUUUUGCGCAGAGAAGAGCCGGUGCGUAAAAAUCAAAAGGCGGAAUAAUGGGCCUCUCACAGACGCUCCUCGUCUACGUGCUGCUGUGCGUCCACCUCGGAGUUUCCCAGCAUUUCCUUCGCCUCCGUCCGUCGCCCAGUGACCACCUUCCAGUGCCCGACCUGAAGGAGGACCCCGACCCGGAGUACGACCCCCGGGAGCAGGACCUGGCCGAGAGGACUCUGAGGAAAAAGCUCGGCAGCAACUUUGACCCCAACUACAUGUCCAUCAGCUCGCCCAUGCUGGUGAACGGUUCCACGCCAGACAACCAGGUGAAGCUGCAGGGGCCCAUGCCCAACGAGAUUAAAAAGCUGGACCUCACAGAGACCCCCUAUGGGAAGCGGGUAAAAGUGGGCAAGAAAGCCCGUAGGAAAUUUCUGCAGUGGCUGUGGACCUAUACGCACUGCCCGGUGGUGUACACCUGGAAGGAUUUGGGCGUGAGGUUCUGGCCACGUUACAUCAAGGAGGGGAACUGUUUCUCUGAGCGCUCUUGCUCCUUCCCCGAGGGGAUGUCUUGCAAACCCGUCAAGUCAAUCAACAAGAUUUUCCUGCGGUGGUAUUGUCAAGGCUUUCUAAGACAGAAAUACUGUACGUGGAUACAGGUGCAAUACCCAAUCAUCUCAGAGUGCAAGUGUUCGUGCUGAUUCUCUCUAAAGAAAGUUGGUCGACGGGGGAGUGGACUGGAAAUACGGUUUUCUAUUGCACUGUUAACUCUCUACAGAGGUGGGCACCAUAGCAAAUCUAUUUUUUUAUAUAGCAUUUUAAGUGAAAUACCAACAUUGUACAUAUUUAAGAAAAAUGCAGCUAUUUUUUCUAAUUGAACCAGGACCAUAUUUUAUUCUCAGCCCUGAAACGUUGCUUUUGGGGGGAAACACGAGCACUUCAAGAGGAAGAGCUCCUUUUUUUGAUAUUUUUUAUGAGACAUUGAAGAUGGAAUGCAUAUGCUACACUUCUCCAAGAGGUGAACUUUUUUUUUUCAACUGAACAUUGAUGCUGACUGUUAUUUCACUGCAAUGCUGCCUAGAGUUUUUGUAUAAUAUUAAUAUCAAUAAUAAUUAAAUUGUAAAAAAAAAAGUUGAGGUUAAAGAUAUAUAUAAAGGCGUGAACUCAGCUUUUUUGGAAUACAUAGUAUUGUAGGAAUAAACAAAUCUGUACGUUUUAUUUAUUAUUUUAACGAUUUGUGAGUAUAGAGCAUAAGGAAAGAGAAUAGCAGAGUAUACCAGAAAAAAAAAUAUGGGAGAUGUCUACUUGAAUAUUUCUAAAAAUGACAAAAAAAUAAAUAAAGGAUUAAAAAAAGUAAAACAUAUCAGUGUACAUGUUAUGGUUACACGUUUUAGCAAUAAAGUCUAUCUUUUCAACAUG